Molecule: messenger RNA, 869 nt
Organism: Mesitornis unicolor (brown roatelo)
Lineage: Eukaryota; Metazoa; Chordata; Aves; Mesitornithiformes; Mesitornithidae
Gene: RAD9B
Product: RAD9 homolog B (S. pombe)
Exons: 9
Biological process (GO): DNA replication checkpoint signaling; mitotic intra-S DNA damage checkpoint signaling; DNA repair
Cellular component (GO): checkpoint clamp complex
Source: RefSeq, a predicted model, not a curated record
AUGAAGUGUGUCCUUGGGGGGGCUCAUCUCAGAGUGUUUGGAAGAGCAAUACACGCCAUAGCACGUAUUAGUGACGAGUUUUGGUUUGACCCCGUAGAAAAAGGUCUUGCUUUAAGAUCAGUGAAUUCUUCAAGAUCAGCAUAUGCAUGUGUCUUCUUCUCAUCUCUGUUUUUCCAACAUUACUGCUGGACAGCUGCAUCUCAACCACGUCAGAAGGAAAAACAGUUAUCCCUCCCAUGUAAAUUGAUAAUUAAGUCAGUUCUUCCUGUAUUUAGAUGUGUAAAUGUGCUGGAAAGGAAUGUAGAGAAGUGCAGCAUUUAUACAAGUAAUGAUCAUCACAUAACUUUUCAGCUCCUCUGCAAACAUGGUGUUGUAAAAACAUACAAUCUGACUUUCCAAGACUGUGAUCCAUUGCAGGCUGUUUUUGCAAAGCACAUGUGUCCAAACAUACUUAAAGUCCACUCCAGGCUGCUGGCUGAUGUAAUGAUUCACUUCCCGACCAGCCAAGAAGAAGUCACCUUAUCGGUUACUCCAAUGAAAGUUUGUUUCAAGAGUUACACCGAGGAAGACACUGAUUUUUCAAAGACAAUGCUUACAGAAAUACAACUGAAUCCAGAGGAGUUUGACUACUUUCAAGUUGGAGUGGAUUCUGAAGUGACAUUUUGCCUUAAAGAAUUGAGGGGCCUACUUUCAUUUUCAGAAGCUGCCAGUGUUCCCGUCUCAAUCCAUUUUGAUGUAUCUGGAAAACCAAUUGCUUUCAGCAUUGAAGACAUGGUGCUGGAAGCCAGCUUUAUUUUGGCUACUUUGUCCGAGGCUGAGAAGGAGACGACUUCCCAGCAGCCUCCCGGCUUUUCGCCGCAGCAGCAAAG